This is a messenger RNA of Diospyros lotus (date-plum), 876 nucleotides long. RefSeq lists its product as uncharacterized. NCBI's taxonomy places the organism in Eukaryota, Viridiplantae, Streptophyta, Magnoliopsida, Ericales, Ebenaceae. Gene Ontology annotation, molecular function: zinc ion binding; nucleic acid binding. The transcript has a single exon. The record is from RefSeq and is a predicted model, not a curated record. Bases 1 to 876 code for a protein of 291 amino acids.
AUGGCUUCCACCAACACGUCAUCUCUUUCACCACCAGUUUUUGAUGGAGAAAAUUAUCAAGUAUGGGCUGUCAAAAUGAAAGCUCAUUUGAGAGGUCUUAGUUUAUGGCAGUGGGUCGAAAGUGAAAGGGAGAUACCUCCACUUGGCAACAAUCCUACGCUCAAUCAAAUCAGAGCUCAUGAAGAAGUAGAAGCUAAAGCACCGAGGGCUUUAUCUCAAAUACACGCUGCUGUCUCUGAAUCAAUUUUCUCAAGAAUCAUGGCGUGUGAAACGGCUAAGGAAGCAUGGGAUAUAUUGAAAGAGCUAUAUCAAGGGAAUGCUAGAACGAAGAGAAUACAAGUGUUGAAUCUCAAAAGAAAUUUUGAGAUCCUUAGAAUGAAUGAAAAGGAUACAAUCCAAGAGUUCUCUGAAAAACUAAUGACGGUGGUAAAUAAAAUCAGACUUAUGGGAGAAGAGCUACCUGACAGCAGGAUCGUAGAGAAAGUCUUGAUAAGUCUACCUGAGAGGUUUGAGGCAAAAAUCUCCUCCCUUGAAGAUUCAAGGGAUAUUAGCCAAAUUACAUUGGCAGAAUUAAUCGGAGCCUUGCAAGCUCAGGAGCAAAGAAGGAUUAUGAGAAAUGAAGAAAGUGAAAAGACGGUGGAAGGAGCUUAUCUUGCCAAGAGUUCAUCGUCAAAGAAGAAAGGAAAAAUUCCAGAAUGUGACCAUUGCAAAAAACUUGGUCAUGAAGAGAAAGAUUGUUGGCACAAGGGGAAGCCUCAAUGCUUCCAGUGUAAAAGAUUUGGGCAUUUGAAAAAAGAUUGUAGAUUUAACUUGAAAGAACAAGCAAGUACAGUGAAGGCGAUUGAAGGGGCAAUUGAAGAGGAAACGCUCUUUUAG